GACAAUAAAGCUGGGUUUGGCCUCCUGUGUGACUCUUUGUUGCUGUAACGUUCGUAGUUGCUGAGAGGAGAAAUGGCGCAGCGAGGAAAUCAACCGGAUUCAGAGAAAUUCUCUUGUUCCAUCUGUCUGGAUCUACUGAAGGAUCCGGUCACUACUUCCUGUGGACACAGCUACUGCAUGGACUGUAUUAAAACACACUGGGAUGGAGAGGAUGGUCAGAGAAUCUACAGCUGCCCUCAGUGCAGGAAGACUUUCACACCGAGGCCUGUCCUGCAGAAAAACGUCCUGUUAGCAGAGUUAGUGGAGGAUCUGAAGAAGACUGAACUCCAAGCUGCUGCUGAUGAUCACUGCUAUGCUGGACCUGAAGAUGUGGCCUGUGAUGUCUGCACUGGGAGGAAGAGGAAGACUGUCAAGUCCUGUGUGGUUUGUUUGGCUUCUUAUUGUGAAAUUCACCUCCAACCUCACUAUGAUUCACCUCCAUUAAAGAAACACCAGCUGGUGGAGCCCUCCAAGAACCUCCAGGAGAACAUCUGCUCUCAUCAUGAUGAGGUGAUGAAGAUUUUCUGUCUCACUGAUCAGCAGUUGAUCUGUUAUCUCUGCACAAUGGAUGAGCAUAAAGGACAUGAAACAGUCCCAGCAGCAGCAGAAAGGAAGAAGAAGCAGAAGGAGCUGGAGGUGAGUCGACUGAACAUCCAGCAGAGAAUCCAGGACAGACAGAAAGAUGUGGAGCUGCUUCAACAGGAGCUGGAGGACAUCAAUGUAUCUGCUCAUAAAACAGUGGAGGAAAGUGAGAAGAUGUUCAACCAGAUGAUCCAUCUCAUCCAGAAUAGAGGCCGAGAUGUGGAGCAGCAGAUCAGAUCCCAGCAGGAGACUGAAGUGAGUCGAGUGAAAGAGCUUCAGGAGAAGCUGGAGCAGGAGAUCAGAGAUCUGAAGAGGAAAGACGCUGAGCUGAAGCAGUUCUCAGAUACACCAGAUCACAACCAGUUUCUCCUCAACUACCCCUCAGUGUCAGCACUCAGUGAGUCCACACACUCAUCCAGCAUCAACAUCCGUCCUCUGAGACACUUUGAGGACGUGACAGCAGCUGUGAAAGAGCUCAGAGAUCAACUACAGGACAUUCUGAGGGACACGUGGACAAACAUCUCACUGGCAAUCACUGAAGUGGAUGUUUUACUGUCAGAACCACAACCAAAGACCAGAGAUGAGUUCUUAAAAUAUUCAAGAGAAAUCACUCUGGAUCCAAACACAGCAAACGCAUGGCUGUUAUUAUCUGAAGGGAACAGAAAAGUAACAGUAAUGAGACAAGAACAACUUUAUCCUGAUCAUCCAGACAGAUUCACUUAUUUUCGGCAGGUCCUGAGUAAAGAGAGUCUGACUGGACGUUGUUACUGGGAGGUGGAGUGGAGAGGGCAAGGAGUUGAUGUAGCGGUCGCAUACAAGGAUAUCUGCAGAACAGGAAACUCAUUUGAAUGUGUAUUUGGACAAAAUGACAUAUCUUGGUCUUUACGUUGUAACACCAACAGCUAUUCAUUUUGGCAUGGUACCAUCCAAACUCCCCUCUCUGGUCCUCGGUCCUCCAGAAUCGGAGUUUAUCUGGAUCACAGAGCAGGUAUUCUGUCUUUCUACAGCGUCUCUGAAAUCAUGACUCUCCUCCACAGAGUCCAGACCACAUUCACUGAGCUCAUACAUGCUGGAGUUUGGCUUCCAUAUGAUGGAGACACUGCAGAGUUCCUUAAACUCAAACAGAGUAGCUCCAGUGUCUGAGGGUCGGUUCAUGUUCAGCCCUGAUUUAAGUUCAUGAUCUACAGUUUGCUUCAGUAGUUGCAGCAUUAAUUAGUCACAUGACCAUGGAACCGUUUGAUUCUUCAAUGUUUUAGCCUUUUUAAAUCUGCUUUCAGCUUCUGAAACGUGAACAUCUGACUCUUAUCUGGCACUAGGAUGCCGGUAUAACCUGCCUGUAUCUCCAUUUUCAGUCGUUAGCUUUCAUGUGGCACCAGGAUGACAGUUUCACAAUUCUGUCCCCUGGAGAUUAUCCUCUGUGUACUGAGAUGUGAGGAGCCGGCAAUACCUGGCUUCUGUUAGGACAGCAUACCAACCACAACAGACUGUGAUUCUCAGAAGGUGAGUUUAGAAAGACCAGAGUGUAAACUACACAUUUCAUACAGAGAGUGAUGAGAGGUGGUGACAUAAUUUUAAAAAUAUGAAGAAAAGUAAGUUUUUGAAUAAUAAGGAUGUGAUGUUUAUUUUCAUGAAGGUGAAACUUCACAAUGAGGCUGACAUGUUGGUUCAGUGUGGAAGCAGCAACAUGGUGAGUCUCAUUUUAAAGCAUUGGGACACAAUAAGUGAGGAUUAAUGGAGAUUUACAUUGAUUCUGACACUUUAUAGACUCGCCACUGAAACGCUGAGUGGCAUAGGUUUUACAGGUAAAAUAUGGAAACAUCAACAACAAACAGAAAAUGUGCUUCUGUGUCAGCUUGACACAUGAAACCACUAAAUUCACAUUUUAUUGUAAAUAUUUCCAUGUUUUCACAUUUUACCUUCUCAGAAACUAUUUAGCAACUUAAAAGUUGCAUGAAAAUGUAACAGCAAAUGACUUUUCAUGUCCUUCUGAAUCUGGUCUUUGCUUUCCUUUCAUUUGAAUUCAUGUUUCUUCAAUCUCAUAUUCGUGAUGUAUUUAUGGAACCAGCUGAGGUGAUGGAAAAAUCAGCUAUUUAUUCAAAUGUGAAUUUGAAGGUGAAUCAUUCAAAUGCACUUCAUUUCUCUUUCACAGGGAUACAUGUACAGAAUAUGUUGGAUUUGCAUUUUAUUGUGGAUAUUCUGAUGGAACAUAGUGAUUUUUCAACAAGUCCUCCAAUUCAUACAACCGCAUUGGUCGUUUGCACCGUGCACCGGAAUACGACCUAUGCGGUCGUAUGAACGUUUGCGCCCCUACGGGGAAAACGAACGCAUUACGGGAUUUAAUUCGCGAAACGGCUUUUCCGUCGCAAAACGGCUUUUUUCUCACUUUCCCAACACGUUUUUAGGGUUAUGGUGAAGGUUAGGGUUAGGGAUAGGGACAGGGAUAGUGUUAGAUAAAAGUUUGUUCAUAAUGACGUUUCACCUGCGACUCCAGAGUGUCGAUAUUUACUCAACCGCCAGAGGUCGCAUAGUCAAAACGUAACACUGGGUCGUAAUACGGGCGUGUACAGACGACCUAUGUGGUCGUUUUUGGUUUGAGGACAGGCUCUGAUUUUUACUGCAGUCAGUAGUCAUUUAGUAAUCUUACUUGGUGAUUUGUUAAAAUUUUAUUGGUGUGUUUUGUCUUGCUUGUAAACUGUUGACAAAUUUGUGAUUCAGUUUCAUGUUAA
This is a messenger RNA of Acanthochromis polyacanthus (spiny chromis), 3347 nucleotides long. RefSeq names its product tripartite motif-containing protein 16-like. The transcript has a single exon. The record is from RefSeq and is a predicted model, not a curated record. Gene Ontology annotation, molecular function: protein binding; zinc ion binding. NCBI's taxonomy places the organism in Eukaryota, Metazoa, Chordata, Actinopteri, Pomacentridae. The coding region runs from base 73 to 1764 and encodes 563 amino acids.